UACCAACCUGUCAAUAAUUAUAGGUUCAACAUAAACUUGCUAAGUAUACAAAAUGAUUAUGUACAAAAGUGUUAUUUUUCUAUUUUUUCUUAUUGUCAAUACAUCAAAUAAGUAUGUAAUUGCCGAGAACGAUGAAGACACAUCAACAGAACUAUAUGUUAUCGAGGGAAAAGUAUUUCCAUGGGAAAAUGGAGCUUCAAACGGAUGGCAACUUAUGACACACGUCAUGGCUAACGGCGGAGAACAUUAUGGUUUUUUGAGGGAGGAUGGAACAUUUAUCAUUUCAAAUGUACCCUCAGGAUCUUACAUAAUUGAAGUUGUAAAUCCAAAUUGUGUUUAUGAACCUGUAAGAGUAGAAAUUAACUCAAAAGGAAAAUUCAGAGCCCGUAAAGUUAAUUUAAUUCAAACGUCGCAAGUGAUACAAGUUCCAUACCCAUUAAAAAUGAGACCACUAACACCAUUUCGCUAUUUUCAAGUCAGAGAACAGUGGAGAGUAACAGACUUCUUAUUUAAUCCAAUGGUAUUGAUGAUGAUACUACCAUUCUUAUUAAUUAUGAUUAUACCAAAAAUUAUGAAUGAUCCUGAAACUAGAAAGGAAAUGGAGCAAUUAAAUAAUUUUACCAAUUAUAAUAUACCAGAAAUGUCAGAAGUAAUAACUGCAUAUUUUUCUGGAGGAGAGAAGCAAAAAUCAAAAGCAGUAAAAGCUGCAAAAAAGAGACAAUGAUUUAAAUGUCAUUAGAGUACAUGUUUGCACUUUUACUCUAGUCUUUUAGUUCUUAGCUACAUUUUAGAAGGUAUCAAAUUUUUUUUCACUUUUAAUAAUUUUCCUGUAAUUUUAUAUUUGAAAAAAUAGCAGUGAAUCAUA
This is a messenger RNA of Megachile rotundata (alfalfa leafcutting bee), 865 nucleotides long. RefSeq names its product ER membrane protein complex subunit 7 (gene EMC7). Gene Ontology annotation, molecular function: carbohydrate binding. Gene Ontology annotation, cellular component: EMC complex. The record is from RefSeq and is a predicted model, not a curated record. NCBI's taxonomy places the organism in Eukaryota, Metazoa, Arthropoda, Insecta, Hymenoptera, Megachilidae.